AUGUCAUCAUCUCCCCCCAAUGCAACGGCACUAGGUCGAUCAGCUCCGAGAUCGCGGAGCGGCUGCUGGACAUGUCGAACCAAGAAGGUCAAAUGCGACGAGAUACGUCCUGUUUGCCGACGAUGCGUACGCCUCAAGCUCAGCUGCGACUAUGCACCCCGGCUCCGCACCUUUCCUAAGGGGUCUCCAGCUGGAACGUUUGUCCACUCAAGCCUCGACUUCUCCCGUGUUAAGCCAACACCGCGAGGAGACGUAUUAAAUCAGUCUUCUUAUGGCAGUCCUCGGCCUCAAAGUGAGGAGAUAUCCCCCUCGUUGAGCACAACUUUCCAAUGGGGCACAUACGGGAUGGAUCUCGGCAGUGAAGAGAUCGAAGCGAUACAGUACUUUCGGGAGUCGUUCUCGCCGCUGUACAUCAUGAAGAAGCCACAGUACUCUGCAUUUGCGAUCAUGUUACGCCUCGCCACACAUGACCCUCUCGUACUACAUAUGAUCCUUGCGAUUGGAGGUUGUGGCAUUGAUUACAGGCACCAAUGGCAUGAGAGACAGUUUUGUGUAUCGGCGGAAGAUAGCCCCUCGAAAUACCGAACUCUUGGGCUGAAGCACUAUUCCGAGGCAUUGCGAGAACUACACACUAUUCUAGGCGAUAGCGAAACAGCCGAAUCUGCCAAUCUCGAUUCACUGACGAGUGGGCUGGUCCUCAUGAUUAUGUACGAACAGCUCCAUGGCGAUACCAGAUGCGAGGGCCUGGCCAGCCAUCUAAACGGAGCAGCCCUUAUCUUCAAGCAUCACUACGCUGAUAUCCUACAACAAGCCAGAGAUACAAGUCAGUCAGUACCUUUAAUGAAGGCAACUCAAUCAGGAAGUCCUCGGCUUCUAUCUCAAUUCUGCGCUCGGCUGAUAACAAGAAUCUGCGGAAUGGACGCCACCGCAGCGUCUUUUGGGCUCGGCGGGCAAGUCACUAGGGUGCUCUACAGGACCUUACCAGAAAGUGACGAUGAGAACAGUUUGCCGACGGGUCCAAUCAAGAGACUGUCCAGUCUCCACGCUUAUUCUGGACCGCUUUAUCGUUUGGUCUGGGGUGACGAUUACCCCACAGUAGAGCUUGUGGACGAUCUAGAGAACCAGCAGGUCUUUGAACUUCUGGAAGCUAGUGUUCAGCUAAGGUAUCUUAUAUCCGAAAUGACGAGUCUUCAGCGUGUUGGUGGUUCAGCACUAGCUGAAGCUUCCAGGAAGGUUGAGAAAGCGAUUCACGAGAUAAGCGAGAGCUACAAGAACAUCCUUGACUUUGCGUCAAGGCUCACUUCAGCGACUGAUAACUCUCACUCCAUGGUCCCGACCAUACGCUGGGUAGUAUCUAUAUACUACACCGAGGUCCUGGACUUUCUCCGCAUUGCCAGGACCAUAAACUCUCCGCUAGAGCUAGAAAUUGAUAACGGCAAAACAAUCCGUCACAUCAUGAAUCUCGCUUUUCAGGCCUAUCGACAUGGGGGAGACGCGGCUAUGGUUCGGAUUGCUCGUCCGCUAUUCAUGGUGGCUUUAGAGACUGAUGAAGAACUCCAUGUUUCGUGGAUACUUGAGAGAUUCAAGGGUUCGGCACAGUUUAGCGAGCAUUUUGCACGUGCGGGUGAUUUUCUGGAAAGGGUUUCGAAGAUGAGACCGGAGUUGAGGACGAGUAUCGAUUUACGGACUGCGUUCUCGAAUCAGGCUACUUCGAUAUGCUUGUGCUUGAUGUAA
This is a messenger RNA of Fusarium musae, 1734 nucleotides long. RefSeq lists its product as uncharacterized. NCBI's taxonomy places the organism in Eukaryota, Fungi, Ascomycota, Sordariomycetes, Hypocreales, Nectriaceae. Gene Ontology annotation, molecular function: transcription cis-regulatory region binding; DNA-binding transcription factor activity, RNA polymerase II-specific; zinc ion binding. Gene Ontology annotation, cellular component: nucleus. Gene Ontology annotation, biological process: positive regulation of transcription by RNA polymerase II. The transcript has a single exon. Bases 1 to 1734 code for a protein of 577 amino acids. The record is from RefSeq and is a predicted model, not a curated record.